Messenger RNA from Microdochium trichocladiopsis, 874 nucleotides. RefSeq lists its product as uncharacterized. The transcript is spliced from 2 exons. The record is from RefSeq and is a predicted model, not a curated record. Bases 192 to 746 code for a protein of 184 amino acids. NCBI's taxonomy places the organism in Eukaryota, Fungi, Ascomycota, Sordariomycetes, Xylariales, Microdochiaceae.
CACAAGCCACACCAAAGUACCUCCCCUGGGAUCGACGAGUACCUACGUGUAGGUACCCCGAAUGCUGGUAGCCGCCGCUGGACGCUCUCCUGGCAUACUACCCAGAUCGCAGCCAGCUCCCUGAACAUCACAGCGGCUGGGCCCUGGCCACCUGCGCCUGCGCAAACACACAAGUCCGUCCAACCACCACCAUGCCGCGCGCCAGCAACGGGAUUUGGCUGCUGCUCCUGGCCCUGCUGGCUCUUUGUUCAUCUUUGGCACAGGCAGCUGCGCCUACGUUCUGCAAAUGCACCUGCUUCAAGAACAGCACCCUCAUCCAACUCGGACCCGAGUCUUCGUCGUCAUCAACCUCCCGUAGCACCCACCUGCAGGCCGAAGCCGAAUACCUUCCCGAGCGCUCUGCCUCUGCCUCGUGCACCCAGUGCACCCGUGCCUUCUGCUUGUCCCACAAUCUUCCAAUCUGCAAGGACGCCGAGGAGAGCGACACAGUCGCGACAUGCUUUCAGCGGGACAGCCGCAAGGACGAGAUUAUCGUUUGGGCCUUCAUCCUCGGUACAACUGGCCUUCUUGCAUGGGCUGCCGUCAAGAGGCUCUCUGAGUACCGUGAUGCGAAAAAGGGAACGUCACCAUCAGGAACUGUUCCCUCUCGGCCCAUCGCAGGAGACGCCGGUGGCUCAAGUAGCCAGAAUCGUGGCGCGUACGCGCCCCUAGACGACGCCGAGUCUCGCAGCAUGGGGAUACGAUGAUGGUGACACGAUGUGCGCUGUUUAGCUACCGGCCUCCGUCGCUGCAGAUAGAGACGCACUUUCUGGGAGAUGAAAUCAUCAAUUGUAUUGCUUAUACUAUCUUUACAUCUCCACCUAUCUGGUUGCAA